Rhinocladiella mackenziei CBS 650.93 is the source of this 525-nucleotide messenger RNA. RefSeq lists its product as uncharacterized. NCBI's taxonomy places the organism in Eukaryota, Fungi, Ascomycota, Eurotiomycetes, Chaetothyriales, Herpotrichiellaceae. The transcript is spliced from 2 exons. The coding region runs from base 1 to 525 and encodes 174 amino acids. The record is from RefSeq and is a predicted model, not a curated record.
AUGGAUAUCGACCUACAUGUCCUAGCCAAGGUGUUCGGGUUGACAUCGGCGGGAGUUUUCGCUGGCAUGGUUUCUCCUUCCCAGAUCUCACGGCCUCUGUGCGCAAUGAACGCCUUGUCGUUUGGGUACCUGGCACAUCGCGGUCUGGAAUCCUCUCACCUGAGCUCUGCUGAGGAUAUUCAAUACUUACAAUCUCUUACUGACUUGAUACCAGCUUUGCCUGCAUCACUGGUGCGGUUCCUGUACAUCGCUGCAGCCGUCUCCACCGCCUCGGGCGUACCGUAUGCGCUGACAUUUUUGCGCCGAACAAAUGGUGCUCUGUCAAUUCGGUCGGAAAAACUGGCUGGGCCAGGUAAUGGAGUUAUGGCGUUGACUUAUGCAUUCAAUGAGAAACGCAGCAUUGAUCGGGAGAAGAAGAUGAGCACGGUGGAGUUGGUAAGGCGGUGGCAGUGGCAUAAUUCCAUUCGGACGGUGGUGUUGGUGGUUGGUACGAUUUUGGGCGCAAUGGCUGUUGCGAUGGAUUGA